CAAUAGUAUCUGCGUGGGAAGAGGAGAGGAGGGGCCUGGCCUGGGAAUCCGCUGCUUCCCAUUCCAGGCGCAGGGGCACAACAUGGCGGAUUAGGAGGCAACCGACGCGCCCGGAUACAGCGAACAAAUCGUGGGAUAGUGCUUCCCUGUGCCGCGGAGACGCCAGGAAUACACGUUUCUGCAUAGGAGGAUCUAUGAUAAAACUGGCUUGCACUUUUACGGUUUCUUCAGACAUGCGUUUUGGAUACAAGUAAGCUCUUCGUUCCGCUGCCCUCUCCAAAUUGGCUGUCUGUCCGAGACCAUUCCUAUCACCCAGGCCCCCCACCCCGAACACACUCUCGGUUCCUUGGGUGUGGAGACAGGGGCCGGGGAAGUGGAAAACAAUCGCACUUUAUCUGGAGCAUCAAGCUGCAUAGUACGUGACGGGGUGUCGAGGAGAUCAUUGUGCGAAUGAGUGAGUGAUGCAGGUUUCGUUUCUUCAGGGCAGGAUGGGUGUAGGUCCUCUGCUCCUGCUGAUACAUGUGGCCUGUGUGGCCUUCAGCUCGGCUCAGGAUGGCCCUGACUCUCCAGGUGUAGUCCUGACCAUCAAACCUACAGAGCCUCCUCCUUCAACACCCUCAAAAAUAGUCACCCAGGAGCCCCCAUCAGCAACCCCAGUUGCGACGCCGUCCCCUGAACUUCUAGCCACGACAAGCUCCAAUGAAUCUGUGGGCGUGGUGACCCCAUGGGUUUCCACAAAACCACCAUUUGUUCCCCCUUCAACUCAGUCUGUCCCAAGUGAAGCUCCACCUGCCCCUUUAACCCCAUCUGCUGUGUCACCGUCCAACACCACCAGUACUGAGGUUAAUGAGACGACUGUUUUAACUACAGAAAUCCCAUCAACUGAUCUAUCAACCCCAGAGGCUGAAACUUUUACUACGAUCGCCUCUACAGAUCCCACCAAAACUGUCAGCAAGCCUCCAGAUGAUGGUGGUCAAGAUGACACAGCAAUCAUGGCGGUGAUGGUUGCCCUGUCUUCUCUUCUGGUGAUCGUCUUCAUCAUCAUAGUGCUGUACAUGUUAAGGUUUAAGAAGUACAAGCAGGCAGGGAGCCACUCCAACUCUUUCCGGCUGACCAAUGGCAGAGCUGACGACACAGAACUUCAGAGCGUGCCACUACUGGCCCGCUCGCCUAGCACCAACAGGAAGUACCCGCCCCUUCCUGUCGACAAGCUAGAGGAGGAAAUGAACCGCCGAAUGGCCGAUGACAAUAAACUCUUCCGGGAGGAAUUCAAUGCGUUGCCUGUAUGUCCUAUUCAGGCUUCAUGUGAUGCUGCCUCAAAAGAGGAAAACAAGGAGAAGAACAGAUACGUCAACAUCCUGCCAUAUGAUCAUUCCAGGUUGCAUUUGACCUCUCUUGAGGGCGUUCCUGACUCCGACUACAUCAACGCUUCUUACAUAAACGGAUACCAGGAAAAGAACAAAUUCAUUGCCGCACAAGGGCCAAAGGAGGAAACGGUGAAUGAUUUCUGGAGGAUGAUCUGGGAACAGAACACUGCCACCAUCGUCAUGGUAACCAAUCUGAAAGAGAGGAAAGAGUGUAAAUGCGCUCAGUAUUGGCCGGAUCAGGGAUGCUGGACGUACGGAAAUAUCCGGGUGUCGGUGGAGGACAUGAUGGUUCUAGUUGACUACACUAUCCGCAAGUUCUGCAUUCAGCAGGUGGGGGACUUGUCUGGUAAAAAGCCCCAGAGGCUUGUCACACAGUUUCACUUCACCAGCUGGCCGGAUUUCGGAGUUCCUUUCACUCCCAUCGGCAUGCUUAAGUUCCUCAAAAAGGUGAAAACGUGCAACCCGCAGUACGCUGGACCCAUAGUGGUACAUUGCAGUGCUGGGGUGGGCAGAACGGGGACCUUCAUCGUAAUAGAUGCCAUGCUGGAUAUGAUGGGAGCGGAGAGGAAGGUAGACGUCUUUGGUUUCGUCACGCGGAUCAGAGCUCAGCGCUGCCAGAUGGUCCAAACUGACAUGCAGUAUGUGUUCAUAUUCCAAGCUUUGCUAGAGCACUACCUGUAUGGGGACACCGAGUUGGAAGUGACGUCUUUGGAGUCUCACUUGGCCAAACUCUAUGCCCCUUUACCAGGGGGCGGUGGUACAGGACUGGAGGCCGAGUUUAAGAAACUCACCUCCAUAAAAAUCCAGAAUGACAAGAUGAGGACUGGGAAUCUGCCUGCCAACAUGAAGAAGAAUAGAGUUUUGCAAAUCAUUCCAUAUGAGUUUAACAGAGUGAUCAUCCCUGUCAAACGAGGGGAGGAAAACACAGACUAUGUCAACGCCUCUUUUAUAGAUGGCUACAGGCAAAAGGACUCAUACAUGGCGUGUCAAGGGCCGCUGCAGCACACCAUUGAAGACUUCUGGAGGAUGAUCUGGGAAUGGAGAAGCUGCUCUAUCGUAAUGCUGACUGAGCUGGAGGAGAGAGGACAGGAGAAAUGUGCUCAGUAUUGGCCUAGCGAUGGUGUGAUGGUUUGUGGGGACAUAUCCAUUGAGCUAAAGAGAGAGGAAGAAAGCGAGAGCUACACUGUUAGAGAUCUUCUUGUCACCAAUAACAGAGUGAGUCCACUUCAGAGUCUCAAAAAUCAUCUCACAAAGUUUCUUAGCAUCGGGUGCAGUUCUGACCCCUUUCUUUUUGCGGCGCAGGAAAAUAAGUCCCGCGCCGUGAGGCUGUUUCAUUUUCACGGCUGGCCGGAGGUGGGCAUCCCCUCAGAUGGGAAGGGCAUGAUCAACAUCAUUGCUGCAGUUCAGAAACAGCAGCAGCAGUCUGGAAACCAUCCAAUCACUGUGCACUGCAGUGCCGGUGCAGGGCGUACAGGGACAUUUUGUGCUCUGAGCACAGUCCUGGAGCGUGUGAAGGCAGAGGGCAUUCUAGAUGUUUUUCAGACGGUGAAGAGUUUGAGACUACAGAGACCGCAUAUGGUGCAGACACUGGAGCAGUACGAGUUCUGCUACAAAGUGGUUCAGGAAUAUAUCGAUGCCUUUUCUGACUACGCCAACUUUAAGUAAAGCCACACCCACCUGAUGAUGACGAUUGGACAGACUUUCUCCGUCUUAUGCACUCACGUUCAUACUCUUACAUACACAUGAAAUACACGACUGGGGAAACAAACAGACUGCCAAAGCAAAAGGGAAUGAAAAUCAUUUGCCCGACAAGGACGAAAAUAGACGAUGGUGCCGAGGAUGGAAACACAAACACCAUUAGAGUUGCCUUUUGAAAUAUUUUGUAAUAUUGCUCUUGUUAAUAUGGCCCUUACCCAUUUCUCUCAGUGUAAAUACGCUCUUGUAAUGUUUUUGGUUUUAGAAGCCAUUUCGCUGCGAUUUUAGAGUGACCUUUCUAAUAUAGUUUACCGAUAUAUAUAUAUAAAUACAUAAGUAUUUUAAAAUUACCAUACAGAUGCAAAAGAUCAGGAAAAAAAUUGCUUUUUCCACAUGGUGGUGUUUUUUAUGAGAAAUUACUUUCUUUUGUCUUUGCAGUUGAGUGGCUGAAAUGUAUUUGAGUGGCAGCUCGACAUUUUUUUGCUGUCACCUGUAGCUGUGUAGUGCGUGACGUAACAUGAACGAACUCAACGCCACAUCAAAACGCACACCCAAGUCGUCACAUUCUCAAAAUGCAUUAACAAAGUCACGUGUGCAAUUGCGUUCCACUUCACUGUGCUUUUCUAUUGUGUUUACCGGAGUGAAACAAAAAUCGUUUUAUUGGCUGAUGAUGUCACCUCCGUGCUGUCGUCACGUGACAGGGACCCUUUUUGUAGGUGGCUUAAACCUUCAAACUCUCAGAUGAUGUUCAGACUGAGAUUUGCGUGUAUUGUCAAGUGUGUGUUUGUGAUAUCCAUGCUGUUACACUGGCACUGUGUAUGUAUGCCAGACACAGCUAGUAUUCUGUCUGUCUAGACUACAAUGAGUAUAGAGGAAGAUUAAAAAACACAAUCACGCUAAACAAAAAAUCCCUGAGUGUUACACGGUCUCAAGUCUAAAUACAGUUUAUUCUCAUCGGUAAAGUUUUAGUUGAUUCUUUUUAUUUUUGCACAUUUCCCUUAAUUGCUCUCAAAGAUGUGGUUUAGCUCACAAGACUUUGUUAUUUGAAUUUGUUGUGAAAGGGACAGUUCAUCCAAAAAUGAAUGUUUUCAGGACGUUUACUCAGGCGAUUUCGAACCCGUAUGACUUUAAUCUGUAGGAACACAAUAGCAGGAUUGUACUGCUGGUAGCUCCUGCAAAACGUUCCCAUGGGGCUGAGGCUUUUAAACAGAAUGUAGAAAUACAAAAAAUGCUAUUAAUGAAUACUUACAAACCUAUAAAUCAUAUAGUUCAUACAACUUGUACGCUAUCUUUUAGUGUGAGGAUUUCAUUUGGUGUUUGUUAAUACUAUUGCCCUCAAAAAUAUUAAAGGAAAACACCACCAUUUUUCAAUAUUUUACUAUGUUCUUACCUCAACUUAGAUGAAUCAAUACAUACCUAUCUUUUUGCAAUGCGUGCACUUAAUCUUUGUACAGCGCCUCGUGAAUGUGUUAGCAUUUAGCCUAGCCCCAUUCAUUCCUAUGGCUCCAAACAGGGAUUAAUAUAGAAGCUUUCAAACACUUCCAUGUUUUCUCUAUUUCAAGACUGUUGCAUAAGUAGUUACACGAGUAAGUAUGGUGGCACAAAAUAAAACUUUUGUUUGGAGCCAUAGGAAUGAAUGGGGCAAGGCUAAAUGCUAACACAUUCCCGAAG
Messenger RNA from Misgurnus anguillicaudatus (oriental weatherfish), 4733 nucleotides. The record is from RefSeq and is a predicted model, not a curated record. Lineage: Eukaryota; Metazoa; Chordata; Actinopteri; Cypriniformes; Cobitidae.